AUGCAGGAAGCCCCAGAUUGGAUCUCUGAGCACAGGACCCAGGUGAGGCGCGUUCUGCAGCGGGUCCCUGGGAAGCAGCGAUUCGGCAUCUACAGGUUCCUGCCCAUCAUUUUAGUCCUGGGAGGAACGAUGGAGUGGAUUAUGAUUAAUGUGCGCUUGGGCCAUGAGACCUUCUAUGAUGUCUACUGUAGAAAAGCCUCAGAAAGACAGUAUCAGAGAAUGCUGGAAGAUGCAACAGAGAUUGAACUUUAA
This is a messenger RNA of Jaculus jaculus (lesser Egyptian jerboa), 252 nucleotides long. Its product is annotated as small integral membrane protein 4-like. The transcript is spliced from 2 exons. Lineage: Eukaryota; Metazoa; Chordata; Mammalia; Rodentia; Dipodidae. The record is from RefSeq and is a predicted model, not a curated record. The coding region runs from base 1 to 252 and encodes 83 amino acids.